CACGCAUGAAUUCCAUCACGAAUAACUUUGUUUCUGGAAAAUUCUCACCAAAAUGCUUUUGUACGCUUGUAAACAAUAUAAUGUGGUGUCACUGGAAUAAUUUUAACAGCUGUCGGACAAGUGGCUUAGAAACGACAGCAGUCUGAAGUUGGUUGCAGUUUUUUAAUCUCGCCCUGUAUGUGAAGAUUCCUUACUAAGUGGUGACAAGUUUUACCGAUCCAAUACAUUUUUCGUUAAAUAAAACGUUUACAAUCUUUCCAUCAAAAAAGCUAAUUGAUUAUCAUUCCGCAGACACACUUGAAAUUUCCUCGCCAAAAAUGACCCAAAAAAAGUUCUAAAGUGUUGUAUCUGAUGCAGUCUCAGUUGAUUUUAUCAAGAUCUGUCUGUCAUAAUACGUUUACGGACAUUUACCGCCAGACGUGUUAGCUUAUCAAAUUAAAUCACCAUAUCGACCAUUGACAUAAUGCGUGAUAUCGACCGAUUUAAAAAUUAAUAAUUCAAUUAAUUUACCUUAUCUGAGAGCUCAACAUAUGAUGACUGGACAAUAUUUACACUUAUAAUUUAAUCACUGCAUAUAAAAACCGGUUUUACAUCAGUUCAAUCAACAAUGAAAGCGGAGAUUCGAUAAUAAAAAUGCCAUCAGAAUUUAGCAACUUGUUAGAUUACAUCGUAAAUUUCAAAACGCAGUUCCCUUCGUUACAUUAUAUGAUAUAAGGGCUAACGGGGUGAUAAGGUAAAUGUUUUCAAAUGUGAUUCUCAAUCAUACCCAGCGAUGUUAGAAUUCCAUCAGUAUUCCGAAGUUGCUUGGACUGUAAAGACAAAAUUCAAAUCUAAAAAAAAAAAAAGAAAAAACAUAUUACGAAAUGGCUUACCUCUCAGGAACGGCAUACAAUGAAGAAGAGAAAAUAUGGUCUGGACCUCGAUGCAAAGAAACCUAUAGCCGAGAAAUGACGGUGGGCGAGGCCAUAGUAUUACAACUGCGUAAAACUCCACAGAAAAUAAUACAAAUUUUGGAAUCAACGGGAGAAUCUCUAACGGCCCAGGACUACCUAGAUCACAGUAUGUCACUGGCGCGAAAUAUUCUUGAUAUGGGUGUACAGUCCGGUGAUAUUGUGGGUAUUUAUGUCAAACAUUCACUUCAUCUUGCCACAGUGAUUUUGGCUUCAUUUCUGUGUGGAACUCCCAUCCAUGGAGUCUAUGAUAAAUUUGAAAAGGAUACCAUAACAAAGCUCUAUGAAACUACAAGACCGCGUGUGAUCUACUGCGAUGAGGAAAAUUACAAAAAUGUUCUUUUUGCCUUGGAACAGUUGCAAUUGGAUGCCAAAAUUGUUUUGAUGACCGGUAACUUGCCGGGAGUGUUAAACAUUAAAGAUUUGGUAGAGAAGCGCAACGAUGUCGGAGAUAUUUUAAUAUUUCCAUGCUCGAAAUUGACAAGUGCCGAUACGGCAGCUAUACUUAGUUCAUCCGGUACAACGGGUACACCAAAGGGAGUGAUGUGUUCCCACCAGGCUAUGCUCCAUAAUUUAAUAUAUCUCACUGCCAUCAUGGACUCAGUGCUAAUGUGUUUUAGUACCAUGUAUUGGGCAUCGGGAGUUAUGAAUCUACUGCAAAGUUUAUUAUCUUCAGCGUUGCGCAUUGUUCCCGAUAGACCCUACAGUGCCGGAUAUCUUCUCGAUUUAAUUAAGCGUUACAAAGUUACACAUUUCUUUGCGACUGGCACACAGAUUAUUGAUCUAGUUCUUAACCAAGACAAAAAAGUUGUACGCUCUUGCCUCGCUUCCAUCGAUACGUUGAUAUGUGGCGGUGCGAAACUUCCUCAAACAAUACAGGAACAAAUCAUUGAUAUUCUCUCGGAUAAUACUAAACGUCCCGGCUUUGUCGUGACCUAUGGUUUAUCUGAGAUAAUGGGAGGGGUAAGCAUCAAUGGAGGCAAUCCAUUCAAUUUUAAACCUGAAACGGAAGGUAAACUCUGGUGCAACAGGGAGGUGUGUUUGGUGGAUGAGGCGGGACAACGAUUGGGCCCCAAUGAAACUGGUGAACUUUUUGUUCACAGUCCAUAUGUAUGGACGGGUUAUUACAAGAAUCCCGAAGCCACAGCCCAAGCCAAGCAUGACAAAUGGAUAAGGACAGGAGAUUUGGGGUACUUUGACAGCGAGGGUUUCUUACACAUUAUUGGUCGUGCCAAGGAAAUGUUCAAAUGGCGAGGUUUCCAGAUAUGUCCUCAGCCCAUAGAAGAGGUGUUGCAGCGCAUACCAGGUGUGGCGGAGGUCUGUGUAUUUCCCCUACCUGAUCUGGUGGCUGGUAGUUUGGCAGCAUGUGCCAUUGUCAGGACCAAUGAUGAGACUGGUCGUAAUUUAACUACCCAAGUGGUUAAUGAGUGUCUUGAACAGCAACUGGAUAGCUUUUAUCACCUACGGGGCGAAGUCUACUUUGUGAAUGCCCUACCACGUACCGACACUGGUAAAGUGCAGCGUCUUAAAAUGCCACAAAUUAUUGGAGUAGUUGAGAGAUAAAACUUAAAAUUCAAUGUAUUUGUUAAAAUGUAGAUUAAGAAUUAUAUUUUUAAGAAGUAGAUAAAAAUAAAAUUUAUAGCUCGUAA
Messenger RNA from Musca domestica (house fly), 2599 nucleotides. RefSeq lists its product as uncharacterized. NCBI's taxonomy places the organism in Eukaryota, Metazoa, Arthropoda, Insecta, Diptera, Muscidae. The coding region runs from base 864 to 2513 and encodes 549 amino acids. Gene Ontology annotation, molecular function: long-chain fatty acid-CoA ligase activity. The record is from RefSeq and is a predicted model, not a curated record. The transcript has 3 exons. Gene Ontology annotation, biological process: long-chain fatty acid metabolic process; fatty-acyl-CoA biosynthetic process.